Molecule: messenger RNA, 555 nt
Organism: Durusdinium trenchii
Lineage: Eukaryota; Dinophyceae; Suessiales; Symbiodiniaceae
Source: the annotation of a GenBank genome assembly
AUGCGUGCCAUGCGCGAGAGUCUGCACGACGUUCCACCAGUGAAUAACAUUGAUGGCGUCCGAUUGUUCAGGUUGACAAGCUCCCCCAAUGCAAAGCGCAUCAUCGACCUUUUGUUUAAUCCUCAGGGGCCUUUGCAAGCGCUGCACAAUCGCGUCCAGGAAGCUGGAUGCAGCGUUGACCCAGACGGAAAUCCAGUGAAGAUUGUUUUCGUGCCAUGUGCUCAAGAGCAGCUUCUGGAACUUGAGCAGAUUGCCACUGAUCAUGGCUUUGAGCUGCGGCGGGACGCACACAUCCUGGCGUUGGAGCGGGACGCCGAGCUCAUGGAGAUGGCGCUGCGGAGUCUACCACGGAAGGAUCGUCCGAAGCUGAAGAAAGUUGGUCCACAACGGGAGGACGUGGGUGCUCAGCAGGUUUCGGAGGCGCUUGUGGGGGAAGACGAGGAUGAACCUGAAGACCCUAUGAUCGUGAGACCUGGCUUGGAAUUGGAAGCAAAGUGUCGAAAGCUGUUCUCCCAUGUUUUCCCUAAUUUGCGAUCAUGUCACAUGCAGAUGUGA